Oryctolagus cuniculus (rabbit) is the source of this 5980-nucleotide messenger RNA. RefSeq names its product F-box protein 42 (gene FBXO42). NCBI's taxonomy places the organism in Eukaryota, Metazoa, Chordata, Mammalia, Lagomorpha, Leporidae. Gene Ontology annotation, cellular component: SCF ubiquitin ligase complex. Gene Ontology annotation, molecular function: protein binding; ubiquitin-like ligase-substrate adaptor activity. The record is from RefSeq and is a predicted model, not a curated record.
GAUUUAUUUAUUUAUUUGAAAAAGAGUUCUAGAGAGAGGCAGAGAGACAGAAGUCUUCCAUCUGCUGGUUCACUCCCCAAAUGGCCGCAACGGCUGGAGCUUCGCCAGUCUGAAACCAGGAGCCAGGAGCUUCUUCCAGGUCUCACACAGAGGUGCCGGGGCCCAAGGACCUGCGCCAUCUUCCAGUGCUUUCCCAGGCCAUAGCAGAGAGCUGGAUUGGAAGUGGAGCAGCUUGGACUUGCUAUGCCACAGCGCUAUGCCACAGUGUCGGCCCUCUGUCGAGUGGAAUGUCAUGGCCAGCUCCUCGGAUAGUGAAGAUGACGGCUUCAUGGCUGUGGACCAAGAAGAAGCUGUGCUGGAGGGGGCAAUGGAGCAAGACGAGGAGCCCCGCCCCGUGCUGGAGGUGGAGGAGACCAGACACAGCAGGUCCAUGGCCGAGCUGCCAGAAGAGGUGUUGGAGUACAUCCUGUCCUUUCUCUCUCCCUAUCAGGAACACAAAACUGCAGCCCUCGUGUGCAAGCAGUGGUAUCGACUUAUCAAAGGUGUAGCCCACCAGUGUUAUCAUGGCUUCAUGAAAGCUGUCCAGGAAGGAAGCAUUCAGUGGGAGAGCCGGACGUACCCUUACCCUGGAACUCCCAUCACGCAGAGGUUCUCGCACAGUGCAUGCUAUUAUGAUGCUAACCAGUCUAUGUAUGUGUUUGGAGGCUGCACCCAGAGUAGCUGCAAUGCUGCUUUCAAUGACCUCUGGAGACUCGACCUAAAUAGCAAAGAGUGGAUCCGACCUUUGGCAUCAGGGUCCUAUCCUUCCCCAAAAGCUGGAGCGACUCUGGUCGUGUACAAGGACUUGCUAGUGCUGUUUGGUGGCUGGACACGGCCAAGCCCUUACCCACUGCACCAACCAGAGAGGUUCUUUGAUGAAAUACAUACUUACUCUCCCUCUAAAAACUGGUGGAAUUGCAUUGUGACCACCCACGGACCACCUCCCAUGGCUGGCCACUCCUCCUGUGUGAUUGAUGAUAAAAUGAUUGUCUUUGGUGGCUCUUUAGGGUCCCGGCAAAUGAGCAGCGAUGUCUGGGUCCUUGACCUCGAACAGUGGGCGUGGUCCAAGCCGAACAUCUCGGGCCCCAGUCCUCAUCCUCGAGGUGGCCAAUCUCAGAUUGUCAUAGAUGAUGCGACUAUCUUAAUCCUUGGAGGGUGUGGUGGUCCCAAUGCUCUGUUCAAGGAUGCUUGGUUGCUGCACAUGCACUCGGGUCCCUGGGCCUGGCAGCCACUCAAGGUGGAAAAUGAAGACCACGGGGCUCCGGAACUGUGGUGCCACCCAGCUUGCCGGGUGGGACAGUGUGUGGUGGUCUUCAGCCAGGCUCCUAGUGGGAGAGCCCCACUUAGCCCCAGUUUGAAUUCUCGCCCCUCACCUAUCAGUGCCACUCCUCCGGCCCUGGUCCCAGAGACUCGCGAGUACCGCUCCCAGUCUCCAGUAAGGAGUAUGGACGAAGCACCUUGUGUUAAUGGCCGCUGGGGAACCCUGAGGCCCAGGGCUCAACGGCAGACUCCCUCAGGUUCCCGUGAAGGGAGCCUUUCCCCCGCCCGAGGAGACGGCUCUCCCGUGCUCAACGGUGGGAGUCUGUCUCCAGGAACAGCUGCUGUCGGUGGCUCUUCCCUGGACAGCCCUACUCAGGCCGUGUCUCCAAGCACUCCAUCUGCUGCUGAAGGCUAUGACCUAAAGAUGGGACUCUCUGUGGCCCCCCGACGAGGGUCGCUACCAGAUCAGAAAGAUCUGAGAUUAGGAUCAGUCGAUCUGAAUUGGGACCUGAAACCUGCCUCUGGUGGCAAUCACAUGGAUGGUGUGGACAACAGGACAGCUGGGGGAGGUCUGAGACACCCUCCGGAACAGACCAAUGGUGUGCACACCCCGCCACACGUGGCUAGCGCCCUCGCAGGGGCCGUCUCUCCAGGUACCCUGCGUCGGAGCCUGGAAGCCAUCAAAGCAAUGUCACCCAAAGGCUCCUCGGCCUCCGCGGCACCAAGCCCUCCUCUGGGGUCUUCUCCAGGCUCCCCUGGGAGCCAGAGCCUGAGCAGUGGCGAAGUGGUGCCCAUUGCCCGCCCAGGGCCUGCGCAAGGAGACGGACAUUCCCUACCUCCCAUUGCCCGCCGUCUGGGCCACCACCCUCCCCAGUCCCUGAAUGUCGGCAAACCGCUGUACCAGAGUAUGAACUGCAAGCCCAUGCAGAUGUACGUGCUGGACAUCAAAGACACCAAGGAGAAGGGCCGGGUGAAGUGGAAAGUGUUCCACAGCACCUCCGUGGUCGGGCCUCCGGAAACCAGCCUGCACACGGUGGUCCAGGGCAGGGGGGAGCUCAUCAUCUUUGGAGGACUCAUGGACAAGAAGCAGAAUGUGAAGUACUACCCAAAAACAAACGCCUUGUACUUCGUGCGAGCAAAGAGAUAAUGCGCUCUCACCCCCCCCCCCCCCCGCCCUGGCUUUCAGCGUGGAGUUUUCCAGCGUGCAAGCAUUGGACUGAGAAUUGGGAAAACGAUGAAAUUACUCCCAUAAGCCAAACUCCAGUUCCCAACCCAGCCCACUCUGGGCUGGGAGCAAAUCUCCAUUAAGAAAAAAUUAUAUAUAAAUAUAUACAUAUAUAUAUAUUAUAUAACCAACUCUGUUUACAAAAAGGGAGAGCUCUCCAUCCUGAUUCAGAUAAAAUUAUUGCUGUGUUUUAGCAGAGGCUCUGCUGCCUUUUUCUACUUUGCUGGUAACCAGACCAAGAAGUUCGGGAACAGACUAACUCACUACUAGCAGUAACUUCCCAAAAGAACCUGAAGAGCCCCUUGUAGACUUCCGUGGCCUUCUCAGAAGACGACUGGGCAGGCGUGAGAUGCGAAGGUGAGGCUUUCAGACGCCAGCCUCGGGUGCUGGCAGGGGAAGAGGGACUCAGAGAAAACUGUUCUUCGCUCUGGGCUCCAGCCCGAGCCUGUGACGGCUCUGCGGAAUGCCCUGCGCAGGCCCCUUCUGCUCUUGUGACUGGGGACAGCCGCCCGACAAGAGGCUUUGUUCCGUGUGUGUGUGCCAGGAUCAUUGUGAACGAAUAAUGUCCGUGCAGCCAGCAUCGAUCCGCUGCUGCCCACUGGUCUUUUGAGUGCUUCCUACAUGGCUCAGAAAACAUUUCCGUGUCUGAUUGUGGGAUUUUUCUGACCUUUUUUUUUUGGUUGCAAAUUGCCAAAAACUAGACUUGUUUUCGUUUUCCUUCCUUUAGAAUUUGGUCUUCCGAAGCUGCCUGUUCUGUUUAUAAGCUGAUUUUUCCCUUGCAUAUGUAGAUUUUGUAAAGCUCUAAAACUUUUCUCACUUUCUGUUUCUUUUACAAACUCAGGUGCCUAGAGAACUCAGAUGUUUCUUAGAAAUCUUCUUGGAACCUUUCCCGUGUGCCUGGGGGGCCGGUAGGGAAUUCCCAGGUUGCCCUGUCCGAGCAGUCCUUGCAGCAUGGAAAGACAGCGCUUUGCCUUCUGGGCUGCUUGUGACAGUGCAGAGCCCUGGGCACACCCACCCAUGCCUGCUGGGUGUGGAGAUCGGUCCUGGGGGGAUUCCUGACACUUCCUUCCAGAAAUGCUUUUCCCCUAUGUCAGGGGGUGGGUUGCGGAUCACGUGCUGCACGGGGCUGACCGCGGCGGCAGCUCCGCCUUUCCUGCUUGUCUCGUUCACGUGGCGCCCAAACAGAGCUUGGGUUCUUACUUUAUUUGUUUUCUGAGUCGAGGUGCAACCAAGGGCUCCCCCCACCCCGCCCCAUGUCUUUGGUCAAUACAGAAGGUUAUAAGUUCUUAAGACUCAAAACUGUGGCCUAGACAUAUGAGAUAUCCAACUAAGUUUAUAUCCAGUGGCACUGUUUAAACAUGGAUUACUGGUGAUUUCUUACCAGUGGAGAGAGGAUUUUCUGUUUUGCCUUUAGGAUUUAAAUUUCCAAACAUCACAUUUCCCACCCCCACUUUCCCCUUUGUCUUUCUAACGUUUCCCAGGCUUGCCUGCUUGCAGCUGGCCCAGGCUCCUGGCUUGGAGCCCACGCUUAGCAGCCUGUCUGGUCCCCAAUCCGUGUGUUUCCGCCUGUUACAUCAUGCUGGAUCCUUCCCCUCACCACUGGCUUUCACACAUGGUCUGGUGGGAAAGCCCAGGAAAGGGCAGCUCACGAGGGUUCUGUGCUCCAGAAGCGGCUCCCCACGCCCUGGUGCGUGAAGUGUAGGUGCCUGCCUCCUCUGGCAUCCCCUGCUUGCGGCUGUGCGCUUGGUUUUCCAGACUCCCUGCUCUGGGGCUGCUGCUAGUCUGUUUUUGGCCAAAAAAACUGUUCAAUCAUGUGGGUCCUGAUCUACAAGGAAAAGCCCGGAAGAUUAGCAAUUUAGGCAUUGUUGCUAUUGCUGAACCUUGUGUUUGACCUGGCGGAUGUGCAUGGACGGUGCCUCCAAGCUGGUUUCCUACAGAAACAAAGUAUCAGAAUGUCAACCUUGUAACCUUUCCCUUGGUCCCCUGGCCUUCCGAGCCAGCUGUUAACCUGUUGAUCCCUUCUCCGUCCCCUGCGUGGGCAGGCAGUGGAGGUGCUCCUUAUAGAAAGUACGGCGGUUCUUCUGAGCUCUGGCGUCCCAGUGUUACCCAUACCGCCCGGAACCAAACCGUCCGAGAAAGCCUGCCUUGUCUGCACCCGGUGGUGUUGGUCCUGGUGGCCCCAGGCACUGUGGCUGUGCCCCCCUUUGGCAAAGCAACCAGACUUGGUCCUGGUGAUGGUCACCCCAGGCCUUCGCAAAGCUGCAGGUGCAGUGGACUCCAGUUCCACGAGGUGCUCCCUCGUGUCCGAGCCAGCCGCAACUCUGUUUCUGACAUACCAGUUUUGUCUUAAAAUUCGCUGAGAAGAAUGAGACAAAAUGUUGUUUUUAAACCCUCAGGAGCACCUACAGCAAAUGUUUAUCAGUAUUUAAGUAUUUAAGAUACCUUUUGUUUCUACUUGAAGCUUUAACCCCUUCCAUUCCUGCAAGUGUGCCUUGAGAGCCCCUGUGUCCUACCGAUGUCCCCGGCCACCUCCUCGUUGGCCCCGUGUGAGGAUUCGCAUCCCUUCCUGCCCUCCCCUCCUGGACAGAGCUUCCUGCUCCCCCGUCCCACGGUCACGCUGCAGAGGCUUCCCUGUUCUUGUUCACACUUCCGCCUGUCUUCCACGGCCCCACCCGGCCCACGUGUAGGUGUCAGAACGAGCUUCAAUGUCUUCAGAAUUGCCUGGCGCACUCUCCCGGCGCCUCCGUCUGUGUUCCAUGAACUGUCCUAAGAGCUGUGCUGCGCUCUCUACCCUCCAAGAAAGAACAGAAGACGAGGAGGAAGAAGCAAAACCGGCUUCAGAAGUCUCGGCUUUGGAGAGCAGAAAGCCCCAGCCAGCAGGGUCAAGGACGCUUCCUCUCCUUUCACCUGGCCUGCUCCGCUCUGUUCCUCCCCUGAAAGUAACUCUCUCGGUCGGUCUGUCUGUCCUUGUCCUUGUGAUCCUGGCAUGGUGGCGUGUUCUGCUUUGCAUUAUCUGUGGUCUCUUCCAGUGCCCAGGUCAGUGGGGAGGGGCUGGACACACCCAGGGCCGAGGAGGAGGAGACCUGUGCGGCCUGUGGACUGGGGACCGCGGAAAGCGCGUCCUGCAGGUGGCGGUUAGCGGCCCCUCCCACCACGGUCCUUGUCGUCAGCGGGAGCAGACUUCGACUCUUGGCUCUGCUGCCCUCCCACCAACCAGGGUUCAUGCCGGUGCACAGCCAUCGUGCCCUGGCCACGCCGGUGCUGCGAGUGAGGUUUCCCAUCCAACUCAGGGCCGCCAGGCGGCUUACCCUGAGCUAGUCAUUUUAGGCACAUAACAGUGUAGGAAUGAAAAUGGAUUUCAUUGAUAUUUAAAUCUCUGUCAAUUUCAUUUUUUGUUAAUGUUUUCCCCAAUGACUUUUUAGCAGUUUAACAAAUAAAAUGGACAGAAUUGUCUUA